This is a messenger RNA of Aphanomyces invadans, 1827 nucleotides long. RefSeq lists its product as hypothetical. Bases 14 to 1480 code for a protein of 488 amino acids. Lineage: Eukaryota; Oomycota; Saprolegniomycetes; Saprolegniales; Verrucalvaceae. The record is from RefSeq and is a predicted model, not a curated record. Gene Ontology annotation, molecular function: metal ion binding. The transcript has a single exon.
CGACCUGGCAACCAUGCGCGGUUGCCACGAUGCGCGCGUUGCUGUCAUUUUCCAUCUUCGUCGCCGGAGAAUGCCUCACGAUGCCUCGAUGACGAUGUCCAAAUCUACGUCCUUUGUAUUGGACGAAGAUCAGUACCGCAAAUGGAAGUACCAGCUACGAGACACCGUCGUCCAGGCCAUGCAGAGCAGCCCGGCUUCGCGCGAAGCGGACGCAAAGUUUGAAGGGUACAGGCUCGCGUCAUCGGACCGACACGCCGCAGUUCGAGUAUUCAAACGCAAAGCGACUCAAAUCAAGCAGCACAAGAGGUCGCCGUUUGUUGAAGUCCUCAGCAUCAGCACGUUCGACACCAUGACCCUCGACGACUUCGCGUACAUUUUCCACAAUGCGUCCCCCGCCGAGCACCGCAACCACAUGGCUAUGAUGUACCCCCACCGAUUUGUCGACGGCGCCAUCCUGAACACGACGCUCUCAUCAUGUGACGAAGACCCGUUCCUGUGGUUUGGCGUCAAAUCCAUCACGAUGCACCUUGACCUGACCGUUGGCAAUCGCUGCGCAACGUACGUCGAAUACUCUGGGACAACCGCCGAUCGCGAAGGCCACAAGGUGCUGUUCGUUGUGCGCGAGUCGUUUUCGGCGUGGAGCCAGUCGCCGCAACACUUCACGUUCAAAGAGUACUUUUUGUUGACGCAGCUGCACGAUUUUCGCGUGGAAGGCGUGCACUACUACCACGCCGACCCCAAGGGCGCGUACCCAUCGUUUCUGUUCAACAAACAUGCUGUCCAGCAUGGCCAAAUCCUCGAGCAUAUGCCCCACUUUUUCCGCCAAAAGUGGUUGCUUGCCCAUCCGCCACAGCGUCCCCACCACACGUCCACAAUACCUGUGGCGUUGUGUGCGUCGUGCAAUGCCAGCAUCAUCAAGGCAAAACCAGCCAAGCGUCACCUCUGCCGCGCGUGCGGUCAUACUGUGUGCACCAAAUGUGUCGUAUGGGCGUCCGAAGCAUCGCCCCACAUCGGUGCUACCAAAGUUGCUGUGUGCAAAAAGUGUUACGUGGCCGCGAGCCAGGUCCUGCCGUACAAGCGACAGCUCCAGUUGCAAUCAAACAUCCGCCUCUUUGACGGCGCGAUGUCAGCCACCGCCACAGUCGCCCCCAACGCCGACGACGACAGCCUCCGGGACAACGUGGCGCAAGACCUCCUACCCGUACCUGCCUUCCGGGAGGUCCCGAGCGCGUCGUCCAGCGACAAGAAAGCCGGCGGCCGCGAGAGCAACUUGACGUGCCGCACCACCGCCCAAAGCGAAGACUACGUCCUGUCGCCGUCGUACGAGCCAAGCAUUGUCUCGUGCGACAGCGACGACGACGAUGACCUCAUGGCAAGCUUCAUUCGAGUCAACCAAGGGCUGGAAGCCCAGAAACAGCUCAUGCACCAAAUGCUGCGCCAGUUUGCCAAAGCUAGGCCAGGAUUUCAUGGUCGCCCAUGAAGAGGUCGUCAAAGGAAUAGAACCCACGUCCAGGCCACCGACGGAUUCCACGUAUUUAAUCCCGAACCAGUAGAACACGAUCGAAGCAAGUUUGGUUGAUCCCUCUCGUCUUUCCACCAUGACGCUGCCAAGUCCAGCAGCGAAACAACACGUCACGAGUUGGAUGGCAAGCAGCGCCCUUCCACGUCCACCGCCGACGCCGGGCGCGACUCGGUGGUUUGUAUGGUGUGACCUGGCAUCACAUGGGGGGCAUUCCUCUGGCCACAGUGGUUUGCCAUGUUGGCAGCAACAACGAAUUCGACAUGAGGGUCGUCGCCGAAACCAGCGGACGUAACGCCGAGAAUUAU